AAUGAUUGCCGAAAGCACAGAUGCAAAGUUCAGGCAGGCUCUAAAGCGUGUGUACAGUAAAUCCUCCACACUGCAGAUUCAGCCAUGAGCUCUAACACACUCCUCCGCUCAGUCCGGGCGCUUCUGAGAUGCACAAGCCGCUCUCCGGCCUCCCCCGUGGGCAGCCCAGCCCGCCGCUUCCUCAGAGCGACCCCAGUCAGGCUUUACUACAACCGAACCGGAGCGGGAGCCGCAGACACUGGCGGGUCAGUGCCGGUGCUCACGGUGGACCUCCGCAGCGACACGGUCACCAAACCCGGUCCCGCGAUGCGACGAGCCAUGGCCGAAGCGGAGGUGGGGGACGAUGUGUUUGGAGAAGACCCCACGGUUAAUGAACUGCAGAAGAUGGCAACUGACAUUUUUGGCAUGGAGGCAGCUUUGUUCAUGCCCUCAGGGACCAUGAGCAAUCUGAUUUCAGUUAUGGUGCACUGCAGGGAAAGAGGGGAUGAAAUGAUAUUAGGUGAUCUGUCUCACCUGCACAUAUAUGAGCAGGGAGGAAGUGCACAGCUUGCCGGCGUACACUCCACUACCGUCACGACUCUGCCUAAUGGAACGUUUGAUCUGGACCAGCUGGACUCGAAGAUUCGUCAUGGUUACCCUGAUGCUCACUACCCCCGCUCCCGCCUGGUGUGUGUGGAAAACACACACAACAUUCUGGGUGGACGUGUGGUCCCACUCCCCUUCCUGCAGGAGCUGCGUUCUUUAGCAGAUCAGUAUGGACUUGCGUUGCACAUGGAUGGGGCUAGGCUGAUGAAUGCAGCAGCGGCGCUGGGUGUCCAUCCGUCUGUCAUACUGAAACACUGUCACUCUGUCAGUGUCUGUCUGUCUAAGGGACUGGGGGCGCCAGUGGGCACCAUGCUUGCUGGGUCCAAAGACUUCAUUCAGAGAGCAGUGCGUGCUCGGAAAGCACUGGGUGGUGGAAUGCGUCAGUCAGGCAUUUUGGCUGCAGCCGGUAAGAUUGCCCUGUCUGACAUGCCUGGUAGACUGGAUGAGGACCACAGGAAUGCCAGGAGCUUUGCUGAAGCUCUGACACAGUGCGACCCUCCUCUGUACCAGGUGGACUUGGCUGCCAUGGAAACGAACAUUGUUCGAUUCGGUCUGCACGACCCUGGGCCGAGUCCCACUGAGUUCUGUGAGCUGAUGGGAACUGUGAGUGAGGCGGAGGUGGAUGCUCUGGGUCAGGGAGUGAGUGUCCUGAUGUUUCCUCAUGUCGGAGGCACUGUGAGAGCUGUGUGGCAUCUUGGCAUUAGUGAGGAGGACACUCAGCUGGCCAUAAAGAAAGCACAAUUUGUGGCCCAUCAGCGCAGCUUAACAUCAGGAAGAGGCAGAUGAAGCCACAGGACACAUCUCUUCCACCUACUACACUCACUUAAACUAAUAACUACAAAUCUGACACCUCAGAAUCCUUGAUUUAGAUUGACCAAGGAUCUAUUUUUUUUAACUAUUACAGCCUUUUAUUCUAAUUUAGUGCCAGCACUAUUGCAGUAUCAUUAAGAUUUUGAAUAGAUUACUAUUUUUAUACUGAAUCUGAAAACAGUGACUCGUUUUUGCACUUUGCACAUUUUUUAAACAUACAACAAUGCUCAAACUUAGUGAUGCACCAAAAUAAAAUUAAACAUUUGGCCAAAGGCUGAAUACCAAAAGUUGUUUUUUUAUUAUAUUUUGAAGGUUUUUCACAACUGCAUAAAGUAAAUAAGCUAAGUGUAUUUUUGUAUUGCAUUAAAAAAGGCAACUACAAAACUACAAUUUUAAAUUAUUUAUUGUAUAAUGAACAUCCUAGCAGAUACAUAUAUACAUAUAUUUCACAGUAGUGGCUCCUUGCUACAAAAUUAUUCCACCACUGCUUCAGAUUUUUAUAAAAUGUCAUAAAAUCACAAUUACAAACACAGCAGGGGGCUUUUACUUUGAAACAAAGGAAGCAGACAAAGCUGGGCUGUAGCUUUUUAGCCCAGGUUGCAAAAAGUUGAGUUAAAACUGCAGUUCUAACAGACAGGUUCCCAAAUAUUCAGUGCCUCCUUACUCAAAACUGAUACUCCUAAGUUUCAUGUUCAGUAUACUGUACACAGACAGUACAGAUUUUCAGAAGGCAUGCACAUCUACACAUUUUAAAAGCAUUGCAGUAUAGUUAUCUGGUUAUUGUGCAUCAUAAAUAAAAGCUAAAAACACAUUAAGAGAUACAAGUAUAACAAAUACAAAUAACAAACAAAUAUAAUUUUCUUAUUGUUUGAGAUUUAAAACAAGUAAUUCCAAUAUAUGCCCAUUACAUCAAUCAGUUAAGAUACCAGAAGCAUGUAUUUGCAAAUAACAGAAAAAUAAUUCUAUCAGAUCUCUGAAUCUCCAGGCAUACAUGAUUAAGAGAUUUUCAACACACUUUAGAAAGCUUUCCUGUUUUUGGAGUAAUUGACUUUAUCACCAGGGCUUAUGUAAUAGUGUCCCAUAAGUGUGUAACACGCUCAUUAUAGAGACGGAUCGUCAUGACGACUAAAAUGAGAUUGCAUUUGCUGUGCUGCAACUCCAGAGGAGGCCAGAACUGUGUGUUAGUCACAGCACAUAACUCAGAUCCCUCAGAUCCUGAGGGCUCGUAUCUGCUUUACAACAUUGCAGUGAAUCUGAGUUAAUGAUAUUUUGUGUACAAAUAGCCCAUUGAAGUUAUUGGAUUGUAUAUUUGGUUUUAUUUCUAAUUUAUCCCCUGACAUAAACCUUGCAUUUGUGUUAACAUUGAUGGUCACAUCAAUAGUUGCCCAUGGCAACAACAUACCCUUUAAUUCUCAACACAUGUUAAUGUCAGUGCUCUAAAAAUAGCUUGUCACAAUUACUUCAUACAUGUUUAAAGCUCACCUGGUGUAUUAUAGCAAUGAGUACCCAGGUACAUAAUUAGCUCCUCAAUAGUGCUGGACUAUAUUUCUUAAUUAAGUUCAAUAUGAUAUAAUCCCGAUGUCUAUAUAAACAGUAUAAAGCCACCGACUGUAGCGUAUAGCUCGGCUUGAAUGCAGUGAAUUGAUGGCAGCUCCUGUAAUGAACAUCAGGUAGUGACAGAUUCUGUAAAUAAUGUGAACCUCGUUGUAUCCAAGGCCAGUUUUUUGAUAGUCUGAUGUUUCUUUAUUCGUCUAAAAAUAAAGAAUUUAUAAAAUAUCCUAUAGGUUACUAAGAAGUAAGUAUUAUCAAAAAUUAAAUAUUUGCCAAUAUUUUAAUUAAAAUUUACUUAUAAAAGUCCAAUUAACAUAAAAGUACCUACAUGCCCUUUAUUAUUUGUUGUCUUUUAAUUAAUACUAUCUGGCCUGAGGGCUCCUAUUAAAAAGCCUAGAAUAGUGGAUUAGCUGCAAUGCUAACUCUUUUCUGAACAGACUUGAAACUUGAUUUUUGAUAACAGAAUAAUGUCACUGUACUGGUUAGAUUGAGUAGGCCCUCUCACAGAGUAUGAAUUUAGACAUAAAAAAAAAAAAGUACGGUACGAUUUUGUGCAAUGGAACCUUCACAUAGAAUCUGAUGUUUUUCACCUUCUGUGCUCUGUAAAUGAGGCAAGACACUUCACAGCAUAAUAUCUCAAAUGUCCACUCUUUCAGUUCAUCCAUAUGCGUUCUGCUCCUUUUUCUGCACUUAAUUUCCUCUUCCACCCAAGUUCUCAUUAGCGAGGAAAGCUCUAGGUCAAGGUCCUUUGUGGAACAUGGACAGAAAAGGAUGCACCUAGACACAGUGUUGAACACCGUAUAAGCUUUUCUCUUUUUCUCUUAUCCAUAAAAAAAUGGACAUUGUAUAAUGUAUUCCAAGUAUAUUCCAAGAACUCACAUUUGUCAACUGAAGAAAGCAUUUUUUGUGUGUUAUAUAUUACUUAAACACAAAGCACGCAGUUACUGGAGAAGUGGCCUACAAUGAAUUGAAACUGAAGAGACUGAUGAAAUUCUUACCUAACUGGAUCACUGGAUCACUGUCACAAAAUCAAGAGGAUGUGUAACCAUGCAUUUAAAAAGAAAUUAUGUAUGUGACUUUUUAGAUUAUUGCUAGUAAAAAUUUAAUCCCAGUUGUCUUUAAAAAUUGAAACUAUUGAAAUUCAGUAUUAAGGAGAAAAUAGAAUGCAUUUCAAUUUGUUCUUUAAAGUAUAAAUAAUAUGUAUGUGAUUUGAUUGGAACAAAAAUUGCUCAGGUACAGGUUUACACCCCAACUUAAACCUUGUAAUUUCUUCACAAAUGUAUGGAACUGGUCUAUUUUUACAGCUCUGGUUUGGUUAUACAAAAUGUUUUUUUUUUUUUCCCAAUAAAAAGACAACGGUUUUUGAGGUUAA
Molecule: messenger RNA, 4318 nt
Organism: Astyanax mexicanus (Mexican tetra)
Lineage: Eukaryota; Metazoa; Chordata; Actinopteri; Characiformes; Acestrorhamphidae
Gene: tha1
Product: threonine aldolase 1
Exons: 7
Coding region: 85-1371 (428 amino acids)
Biological process (GO): glycine biosynthetic process; L-threonine catabolic process
Cellular component (GO): cytosol
Molecular function (GO): L-allo-threonine aldolase activity
Source: RefSeq, a predicted model, not a curated record